AUGGAGCUUCUUCUUAUCAUUCUUCUGUUUAUUUACUCAACAAUUUUUGUGGUCGGUUUCACAGGAAAUUUGCUGAUGGUUUUGGUAACGCUACAUAGCAAAAAUCUAAGAUCCAUUUGCAAUAUGCUAAUCUGUGUCUGCUGCUUUUGUGAUCUUCUGCUUUUCACCGACAUCAUAGCUUUUGUGGUGUCUAUGUUUAUACCAAUAACGCAAGAGUUCUGCUUCUACAUCAAUAUCCCGGCGGAUUUUGGAGCAUUCGCGUCUAAUGCAUGUGUCUUAGCUGUUGGAAUUGAUAGGCUCAUUGCGGUAGCUGCUCCUACAAGAUACAAAAUGCUAGAACACGAACGCUACAAGUACUUCUUCAUUUUAUUGGCGUUUCCAAUCAUAUACUCCUCUGCGUUGUUAAUCAUGGGAUUUGGGCAACGGGACCCAAAAAGAAAUGUCGUUUGCCUACUCCCGGAAUCAUUGGGUCAUGCCUAUGAUAUGUUUGCUCUCACCUCGUUUGUCAUAAAUCUUUUUGUACCGCCCAUCUACGCAUAUGUGUAUUUUAAGAUCAAAAAUAUGAGAAUGAAUAGCUCAAUGAAAGCAGUCUUCAAAUCAUUAAUGGUCACUGUAUGCCUUGUUGUAUGUGGUUGGAUGACGACUGACUUGAUUGGUGCGCUUACGGUAACACUGCCAAUGGAUAAGGACGUGGCAAGAAUGAUUCAGUUGUACUGCGGAACGUUUAUAUUCACGUCGAGCGCAUUUAAUGCCGUGGUGUAUUACAAAUUGAGUCGAGACUACCGUUCAGCAAUGCGCACAAUGCUUGGUCUCUCGAAUGAAAUAUCCAUAGCAAAAGGAACCACUUAUCAACAAGCUACAGAUGCACAGAGAUCAAGUAUUCAGAGACCAUCUACUAAUACAAACGCGUUGAACACGAUUCAACAAGAACUUCAUAUCUAG
Molecule: messenger RNA, 942 nt
Organism: Caenorhabditis elegans
Lineage: Eukaryota; Metazoa; Nematoda; Chromadorea; Rhabditida; Rhabditidae
Gene: srsx-35
Product: G-protein coupled receptors family 1 profile domain-containing protein
Exons: 7
Coding region: 1-942 (313 amino acids)
Biological process (GO): signal transduction; G protein-coupled receptor signaling pathway
Cellular component (GO): membrane
Molecular function (GO): G protein-coupled receptor activity
Source: RefSeq, marked reviewed